AUGAGCGAAUUUACCGAGGAUCAAAUUGAAGCAUUCAAGGAUGCUUUCGAGCUCUUUGACCGAACCGGACAGGGCAAGAUCGCCUGGGCUGAGUGCGCUUCUCUUGCCCGAUGCUUCGGCUACAACCCAACUAAUCAGUUUGUCCUCAACCUCCUUACUACCGGAAACCCAGAAGAAGAGCCCGAGCUUCCACCAACGAAGCAAGAAAUGGCUGAAAACUUUGUUACCCUGGACGAGUUUCUCCCUCAUUUGUGGAUUGUCUCGCAGGCCCCUGAUCCAGGAAGCUACGAAGACUUCUUCGAGGGUUUGAAGGUUUUCGACAAGCACGGUGAUGGAAAUGUCAGCUCAGCUGAACUCAGACACGUUCUCGCCAAUCUCGGUGAGAAGCUCACUCAGCAGGAGAUCGACACUCUUAUCGGUGACCAGGAAGACUCUGCUGGCAACAUCAAUUACGAUAAAUUCAUCAAGACCAUCAUGCACGACAAGGAAGGCUCUCCCGACGAUUGUUAG
Molecule: messenger RNA, 510 nt
Organism: Oikopleura dioica
Lineage: Eukaryota; Metazoa; Chordata; Appendicularia; Copelata; Oikopleuridae
Source: the annotation of a GenBank genome assembly